This is a messenger RNA of Schistosoma turkestanicum, 552 nucleotides long. Lineage: Eukaryota; Metazoa; Platyhelminthes; Trematoda; Strigeidida; Schistosomatidae. The record is from the annotation of a GenBank genome assembly.
AUGUUCCGAAUUUUCAUAUUAUUCAAUUUAAUAAUUAUUCAUUUAAAAAUUAUCAAGACAAUAAGUAGUAGUAGUAGUACUACUACUAGUCUGAAUAAAAAUCAACAUAAUUAUGAAACGUAUUUAUUAGUACCAAAUCAAAAUAUCUACAGUAGAAGUCAUUUUUCAAAUAAAUUCAUUCAUGAAGAACAUAUUAUUGAAGAAUCUAUUGAACUGCCGGAACAUUUUCAUGUCGAUAAUAAUCAUUCAGUGAAUGCUUUGAAUGUUUCCAGUAUGAAUUUGAAUAAAACAAACAUAAACUCAUCACUGUCAUCUUCAUCAUCAACAUCAUCAUCAUCAUCAUCAUCAUCUCAACCAUUGAAUGAGUUCAAACAAAAACAAAUUAAAAGUCAUCGGAAAAUAUUUCGUAAACAUUCAACCUCCAUAGAUAUGGGAUUUAGUGGAAGUGUACUGAUGCCUUCUUAUGCCAAUUCAUUGUGUAUUAAAAAUAUAUAUCACAUCAUUUUCAUUUUAAUAUGUGUUACAUAUUACAUGACGGUUUCAUUUACAUGA